AUGAAACUGAACGCUACUGUAAGCUUCUCCGAAACAAAAUCUACUGAAUUUGUUACACCUAUAGUGAAAAAAGAACUUAGCGAUGGUUACGAUUUGGAGGUCGUAGGACUUGCUUCGAAUUGGUUUCUUUUCAUCCAUAUACCUGCCUUAUGCUGCAUUUUCCUCAGUCUGAUAUCAGCAACAGCCGUUAUCAUCGUGUCUUUCAGAAGUCAGAGCCGGUCCUUCUUCUCCUGGACGAGAAGUGAGCGAUUCGUCGUGUAUUUGUCGUUGUGUGAUGCCCUUUUCAAUGUAACACACAGCAUGGAUCAUCUACAGAUGCUCAUCACGAAGGAACACGUAUAUCCUCUAGCACUGUGUGAAUUUUAUGCGUUCUUUAUCGGCGAAUUUGUUUCGGCUCAAAUUCUGAUGACAAAUGUAGCAGCUGUUAAUGCUUUUAGUCUAAUUUAUCUGCAAAAACAAUUCAAACUCGGCAUGUAUGACUGGAAACUUUUGAUUUAUACGUUCGGUGUACCUUUUGUGUUAUCAAUGUCUGCAGUUGACUUGGGAUUUUACGGACCAUCUGGAUCUUAUUGUUACUUUGACGGCGUAAAAGGAGCAUUUGCCAGCAUAUUUUUUACAACCAUUCCGAUGACGAUUGUACUAGUGGUAAACGUUAUGUUGUACAUCUCAACAUGGUGGAAAAUCUUCACCACAUCUAGGCAUCUAAAAACUAUGCUUGGAAGAGAAACCCAAACUCUGGAUGCAUCUUUCAAUGCUGCCAAAAUGAUGAGUCUUUUUGUGGCGGUCUUCUUCGUGCAGUGGUGGGCCCUUGCCAUCGUCAAUGUGUGGCAAAAUUUUGCGGUGGUUCCUGAGGAAUUUCUCACUGUAGUCGUAAUUUUUACAAAUCUAGGUGGCGUCUGUAAUGCAGGUGUUUUUGUCAUCAUCAGGAAAAGAAGAAGCAAACAUACGCCCCAAAUUUAA
This is a messenger RNA of Saccostrea cuccullata (small rock oyster), 960 nucleotides long. RefSeq lists its product as uncharacterized. The record is from RefSeq and is a predicted model, not a curated record. Gene Ontology annotation, biological process: adenylate cyclase-activating G protein-coupled receptor signaling pathway. Bases 1 to 960 code for a protein of 319 amino acids. The transcript is spliced from 2 exons. Gene Ontology annotation, molecular function: G protein-coupled receptor activity. NCBI's taxonomy places the organism in Eukaryota, Metazoa, Mollusca, Bivalvia, Ostreida, Ostreidae. Gene Ontology annotation, cellular component: plasma membrane.